Colius striatus (speckled mousebird) is the source of this 4528-nucleotide messenger RNA. It is a transcript of the gene ARHGAP1, whose product is annotated as Rho GTPase activating protein 1. NCBI's taxonomy places the organism in Eukaryota, Metazoa, Chordata, Aves, Coliiformes, Coliidae. The record is from RefSeq and is a predicted model, not a curated record. Gene Ontology annotation, biological process: negative regulation of endocytic recycling; small GTPase-mediated signal transduction. Gene Ontology annotation, molecular function: GTPase activator activity. The transcript is spliced from 13 exons. Bases 133 to 1446 code for a protein of 437 amino acids. Gene Ontology annotation, cellular component: cytoplasm.
CCUCAGCCUUAUGUUGCUGCUGCUUCUGUUUUGGGAGAGAAGCUACUCUGUGCAGAGCUGUGGUCAAGCAGAGACUCCCUGAAAGGUCCUUGCUUCUAGACACUGCAAAGUAACCUGCAGUGUUUGGGGACCAUGGCUACGGACCCGCUGUCAGAGCUUCAGGAUGACCUGAACUUGGAUGAUACCAACCAGUCCCUCAGCCAGCUCAAACUGGCCUCCAUAGAUGAUAAGAACUGGCCAGCAGAUGAAGCCCCUGCUUUUCCCAAAUCAGAGGACUCCAAAGGCUCCCCUGAGCCUGUCACUCACCUCCAGUGGGACGACCCCUACUAUGAUAUUGCCAGGCACCACAUUGUGGAAGUAGCAGGUGACGACAAAUACGGAAGGAAAGUCAUUUUGUUCAGUGCCUGCCGGAUGCCCCCAAGUCAUCAACUCGAUCACGUCAAGCUCUUGGGGUACCUGAAAUUCACCCUGGACCAGUAUGUGGAGAGUGAUUACACACUGGUGUACCUGCACCAUGGGCUGACCAGUGAGAACAAGCCCUCCCUGGGCUGGCUGCGGGACGCCUACCGAGAGUUCGACCGCAAGUACAAGAAGAACAUCAAAGCCUUAUAUAUUGUGCACCCAACCAUGUUCAUCAAGACUCUCCUGAUUCUCUUCAAGCCUCUGAUCAGCUUCAAGUUCGGACGAAAGAUUUUCUAUGUGAACUUCCUGAGUGAGCUGGAGGAGUGUGUGAAGCUGGAACAGCUGGGCAUCCCCAGCCAAGUGCUCAAGUAUGAUGAAUAUCUGAGAUCCCUACAGAAACCUUCCCAGGUGCCUCAGAAGCCAACAGCCCCACAGCCACUGCUGCCCAACCAGCAGUUUGGAGUCUCACUCCAGCAUCUCAGGGAGAAGAGCCCUGACCAGUCUCCUCUCCCUGUGGUGGUCAGAGACACCAUUGCUCAUUUGCAGGAGCACGCUCUGUCUAGAGAGGGGAUUUUCCGCAGGUCAGCGAGUAAACAGGUUGUCAGUGAGGUCCAGCAGAAGUACAACAUGGGUGAGCCUGUGGAUUUCCAGCAGUAUGAUGACAUCCACCUUGCUGCUGUGAUUCUCAAGACCUUCUUGAGGGAGUUGCCUGAGCCCCUCCUCACUUUUGACCUCUACAACCACGUUGUCAACUUCCAGAGUGUGGAGGAGGGGAACCGUGUGGCUGCCGUGCGGGAGGCGCUGCAGACUCUGCCAGAAGAGAACUACCAAGUGCUGCGUUUCCUGACAUCCUUUCUGGUGCAGGUCUCUGCUAACAGUGACACAAACAAGAUGACAAACACCAACCUGGCAGUUGUUUUUGGCCCAAACCUGCUGUGGGCCAAAGAUGUAGCCAUCACCCUAAAAGUCAUCAAACCCAUCAAUGACUUUACCAAGUUCCUGCUGGAUCACCAAAAGGAGCUCUUUGAGGACGUGGAGGCCUGAGUCCAGGCCAGCCCACACCAGCACACUGUGCCCACCUUCCCACCUUCUUUCCCACCUCUUCUUUCCCACCUUGCCCUGGAGCUGUGACCAAGCUGUCUCCAGUGCAGAGGGACCAUUGAUGCUGUGGGUGAUGAGCAGAGUGAGGGCUGCAGGGAUGGUGGAGGAGGUGUGGAAGGAAGCGAGCGGGAGCCCCACUGCUCUGCAGGGAGAGGGGAGCUGGUCUCCCAGCCACUGAGAGUGGGGCCCUCACCUACCAGCCUCUGUGUGCAGCUCCUCCAGGGCUCAUCACCAGCCUGCUGCCCUAGCAGAUGACCUGCCUCCCUUUCCUCCUUCCCCCACCUGCAGGUUUUCAGCCCUCCUGGUCCCUUCCUCAGCAAAGAUGUGUUUCUCUGCCCAACCCCCGUGAGCCCCAGUGAGUCCCCUUGGGCUGGGCUGGGCUGGGGCAGGCUCAGAGAUGCUCUGAAGGGUCAUCCUGCCCUUCCCCAGAGGCACCUAAAGCAGAGAAGGGACCAGGCAGCCCUUGUGCACGUUCUGCACUUGCAGGCACCACUCCAGCCCCUGUGCUUUUGGCAGGGCAAGUGAAGGACAGGCUGGUGGCACGUGGGCUGUGUUACCUGUCAGACUGCAAUACAACACCACUGAAUCUAGCCCAAACCCCUCUGAGCUCACCCACACCAGGUUCUAUUCAACAUUUGCUGGGCUGGAGCAGAUGAGGUGCCUGUCACAGUUACCCAGCUUAGGCCUGGUUGUCCCUCCAGCUGCAUUUCCAGCCUGGCUGGGAAGGUUCCUGCCACAGCCUUGGCCAGACCCAUUUCCAGCCUGGCUGGGAAGGUUCCUGCCAGCCCCUCCUGAGGCAGGAGCAAGAAGUCCUGGUGGCCCUGAGCUGCUGACCACAGUGAGGAUCACUGCCUUGCCCUGUGGUCCUCCCUCAGCUGUGUGCCCCUGUGCUCACUGGCCCAGCCAGCCUUGGCAGCUGCCUUUUGAGCAGAACUUUCCCCAGCACAGUGUAACAGAGAGUGUGGCCUUGAGGGAAGGUCCAGGAGCUGGGGCCAACCCUCACCCUGGAGUGCACCAGGCCUGGCUUAUGGAUUUGUGCCCAGGUGCUGAGCACUUAAGUGCCAAAGCUGUGAGGGAACAGCAAUUCCAUCUCCUCAGUUCAUAUCUUCCUUCCAUCCCCCCUGCAAGCCUGGGCAGGGGCAUCCAGCCUGCCCUGGGCAGGGCUAGAGACGCCUUGUCCUCAGGGUGGGCUCAGAGCCCUGGGCCUGGCACCUUGCCCAGCAGCUGCCACUCUGUGGUGGCAUCAUCCCUGGGUUUGGGCUUCACUGGUCCUGGUAGCAAAGCUGAAGGAGAUGCAUCUCUUCUUGUUAGCUAAGCUGAAGGAGAUGCAUCUCUUCCUGGUAGCUGAGCUGAAGGAGAUGCCUCUCGUUAGCUGAGUUGAAGGAGAUGCAUCUCCUCCUGUUAGCUGAGCUGAAGGAGAUGCAUCUCUUGUUAGCUGAGCUGAAGGAGAUGCAUCUCCUCUUGUUAGCUGAGCUGAAGGAGAUGCAUCUCUUCUUGUUAGCUGAGCUGAAGGAGAUGCCUGUCUUCCUGGUAGCUAAUCUGAAGGAGAUGCCUCUCUUCUUGUUAGCUGAGCUGAAGGAGAUGCAUCUCUUCCUGGUAGCUGAGCUGAAGGAGAUGCCUCUCCUCAGGCUGGACCUGGCAGGGGUCCCCUACCAUUGCUUCCCCAAUGUGUUCCCACUGUGUGCCAGCCCUCCCCACUGUGCCUGGCCACAAGGACAAACCUUUUGGACCAAGCAGAAUGGGUUUUGGAAGAGCUACUGGAUGGUAACUAGAACUUGCCUUGUGGUGUUUCAGCCUGGCCAGUGGCCCAGCUGCAGGGCCAGACACCUGCUGCAGGAGCUGUGGGAAGGGCUGGAUUUGCUGAGGUGUGGAAGGGGGGUGGGUGUGAAGGGAGGCAGCUCUCACCCAGCACAGGGUGGGAACAGUGAGCAAGGACCAGCACAGCUGAGGCUGGAGGCAGGGAUGUUCAAGGAGAUCCCUCGCAGAUGCUGGAGGCUGGUCAGGCCCCAUGCUCUGGUUGGAGUUUGUUUUGUGGGUGCUGCUUUUUUUUAUGAUGAUGAUUUUUUUAGUGACUUCUUGAAAUGUUUCCCCCUCCCCCUUUUUUUUUAAAGCAAAAAGGAGACUGGUGCAUCCCCUGCAGGCAGGGAUAAAAGCCUGCUCCAGCUCAGUGCCUGCAGGGAGCAGAUUUGGAGGCUAUUCAGGAAGCUGCUUCUGCUCACAGUGGGAAAGUGGUUGCAAAUCCUGGAAGGGCCCCAGUGUAAAUAUCCCCUUCCCUCUGCUGCAGCCCUGGAGCAGGCACAGGAACUCUGCUCUCAAUGCCUUUGAGUGAAACAUCCCUCCCGUGACUCCAGCAAGGCCCUGGCCUGGCUCAGCCUCCAUCUGCUGAGCCCAGGAGCCAAGUCCCUGGUGGGCAGGUCAUUCCCCUGGCAGGCUGGGUGCUGCCUGGGAUGGGUUUCUCUGCCACACAGAGCUUUGGGGAGGGGAACAGCGAUGAUCCCAAGGUGGGUUUUGCUCAGUUUUCUCCUUGCUGUAGAGCUGCCCAAGGGUCUCUUCCCUGCCUCCUCUUCCAGGUUAGCUAUCAGCCAUUUCUCCUCAGAGGGUGCUUGUACCACUGCAGGCCUCUGCUUUUUAGCACCCAGAGCUGUUGCCCUCUGCCAAGCCUCCUGCUGUCUUAAGGACCAGACCUCUGGUCACUCCCUGGCUCCUUGUGCCCUGACACCAGAGCUCCUGGGUGGUGCAGGGGGUUGGGGCCAUCUGGAUGCCUUGUGGCAAUGUUUGUUCAUUAGAGAGGGAGUAAGGGGGCCCAGUUUGGGCCCAGCUUCCUCUUGUACAUGCACAGGGGCUCCUGUGCAUGAUGUUUGGCUUUGCUUUUGUUGCUGGUGUUGCCUUGCCUGCUUCUCUGUUGCUGUUGCUGAGGUGCAGGGCUGGGGGGGCUCCUGGGUCACGUUGUUUGUUACCUUCUGAGCUGCACCAAUCUUCUCUUUCACGGUUUGCACUUUUUUGUAUCUCAAUAAAAAUCCAAAUG